Messenger RNA from Chara braunii, 6404 nucleotides. Lineage: Eukaryota; Viridiplantae; Streptophyta; Charophyceae; Charales; Characeae. The record is from the annotation of a GenBank genome assembly.
UAGGACGGAUGAAAUAGACCGGUCAAGGUAUAAUGUUGAAUAAGGGGAUGGGCUUGUUUUCUUUUGCCAGGGAACUUGAAAAGAAAAGGCUGUCAAGAUGUCUGAGACUGGCGGCGCAUCAGUUGCUCCCAAGAAGGGCUUGACACUCGAUGACCUCAUCGCGGCCAUCGAUCGACAUGAAAGGAACCCGAGCAACAUCCCAAAGGUCGAUACUUUCCAUUUCUGUGGGGAGAGAGUCUCAGAAUGGCUAGAGCGGGUGGAACAAGCUUUGGUCGGGCGGUCGGAUGUUGUAAAGUUUCAACUCAUCCUUCAGUAUGUCUUCCACAGCUACCAUCAGGAGGUGAAGAAAGUCAUAGAUGCGGCUCAAGGUAGCUGGGAGAGGUUCAAGGAGGGGAUGCAGAGGAAAUACUGCCUGGGAGACGGGUUGUUGACUACCACGGACCUUGAAGCGAUAAACAAAGAGGAUUUUACGACUAUAGGGGCCUUUGUUCAAGAAUUUAAGAAAAGGGCGCGGAAGAUCUAUGGGAUUUCGGAGGAAGCACAGUGCGCCAUCUUCCUGAGGUUACUCACAACGUCGGAGGCCGUCGAGUUGACGAGACAUGGAGGAGGUAGCAUUAAGCUCACCUGGGCCACCAUUGACAGAGGGGUGGAAGUUGGGUGCUUGGACCAGGUGGAACAACGUCAGGUACGCCUGCAAAGGCAGAAGAAAAAGGAAAGAGAUGCGACCGCUUCUGGGACCCCGGGGGUAACAAGGAUUGUUACAGACGUAUUGGCACAGCUAGGGUAUGUGACUGAGCCAGUGGUGCAAAGGAGGGUGGUGACGGCUGUCAACGUAAAAGGAAAAGAGUCAGUGAUAGAGGAGGCUGUUCAGGAGGAGCUCUGGGAAGAGGAAGAGCCGGUGCCGCAGCACCUGACGAAGGUCCAGCGCAAAGUGCGUAAUUUGGCGCAGGGCGGACAGGGAUCAGGAAAAGCGCAGGUGCCUCAGGCCCAGGCAGCAGCCCCUUUAUUUGUGGCGGCUCCAUCAUCUAGUACGGGCCCCUCGAAAGGUGGGGCGCCCUCCUACGGACAGUGGCCCUGGCCGGUGAUCAAUGCAAUUGUGCCAUGGGGAAGCCCGCCGCCAGUAGCCGCACCGCAAACGAGUAUGCCACCACCCAUCUACCCCGCGGCCCAGGCCCAACUCGUGGCCCCGCCACCUUCACCCGAUCCCAGUUCACAGGGUAGUGUUGUAGGAGGUGGGAACCAGGGGCAGGGCAAUCAAGGCAACAGAGGGAGGGGGCGAGGCAGGAAUGGCGGCGGAAGAGGAAGGCAAUGGAAUGGCCAAGGCCAGGGGUACCAAGGCCAAGGGAGUCAAGGCCAGGGGUACCAAGGCCAAAGGAGUCAAGGCCAGGGGUACCAAGGCCAGGGGUAUCAUGGCCAGGGGUAUCGAGGCCAGGGGGAUCAGGGAAGUCAGGGGUAUGAAAGACCCCGUUUUGACUGGAAAACGGCCAUCUGUCAACAUUGUGACCAGCAAGGCCACACUAUAAGGUUCUGUAAUAUAAGACAGGAAGACGAGAGAAGUGGACUGAUCUCCUCCACUAUGGAUGGGAAUAUCUACGAUCAGUUUGGGGAGGUCAUUGACAGAAGGCUUGGAGGAGUGAGGGCUGAAGCCCAACGAAGAGCGGCAGCUGGGCCGCCACCCCCUGCCAUGUUCAGGCUAUGGCAGGAAAAGGAAGAACCACCGAUUGGGGUGGAAGAAGUAGGAAGCGAUGAGGAAGUGACUCAAGGGCUACGAGGAGGAAGUGAGACGGAAGAGGCCAUAAUCAUCGAGUCAGAUGACGAGGAUAAGGAGGAAAGAACGGAGCCUCUGUCCGUCUUAUUUGAGAAGAUGGAGGACUUGCUGGAUAAGAUGGGGAGGUACCAACAAAAGUUGGUGGGCCUCUGUGAGGAAGUGAAGGGAUGGAGGUCUAACAUCCCCACAGUAUUCCUCUAUGACUCCGGCCCGGAGUCAGCGCCUGGGCGACCCGAAGUAAAUGUGGUGGGGUCGUGCCCACAAUCGGGAAUGAGGGGGAGACCCCUCACUCCGCAGGCCCGGAUGGCACAAGCAGCACGAACGAGGAAUCAAGCCAAGGCCAGUGCCAGCCAAGAGCCUCCAAGGAGGGAACCCAAACCUGGGAGAAGGAAAGAGGUUGUGGAAGUAGAGAACGACGAUGAUGAAGAGGAAGAGGACGAGAGGCUGCGCAGAGAAGAGGAUCAGAGAGUGGAGCAGCGGGCAAGGAAAAAGGGAACCAGGGGAGAGGCCGAACCGGUCAUACAUGACGGACCGCCCAAAAAGAAGAAAUACGUGGUCUGGUUGGAAGAGGGAUUUGACGUAGAGAAGGUGAUUGACCGGCUGCUGGAAGGGCAUAAUGACCUCAUGACCCUGAAGGAAAUCCUAGCGUCAGCCCCGCGACUCCGCGAUGAACUGAAGGGGAGGUUAUCGCGGCGCCUGGUGCCCAAUGUCCAUCUGGGUAUGAUCCUGCCCAAGGAGGCAGAGUGGGCAGAGUCAGGUACGAAGAUGGACUGGAAGUGCGUAGCCUGCGGUACGGUGGAUUUGAUGGUGAAGGGUUCCAAGUGCGCAGCAAUGGUGGACACCGGGACAGAGAUGAACAUUAUCCGGGAGGCGGACGCGAUCAGAUUCGGGCUGGAUAUAGACCGUUCUGACUGCGGUAUUCUGCAUGGAGCCAUCUGUAAGGCUGUGUUUUGCGGGACAGCCUCGAAUGUGCUUGUCGAGGUUGGAAAGGUGAAGGUCAGGGCAUGCUUCUUCAUAAUGCCGGACGUGGACCAUGGAAUCCUCCUGGGGAGGUCAUUCCUAAGCAGGACAGAGACCGUGAUGUUCAACAAACAUGAUCUGACGUUGAUCCUCCUCUUAUGCGAUCCUGCCUGCGGGAAUUAUAAAAUAAUUACUUGCAGGAACACCGGGCCAAGGAGUAUUAGGAACCGGCCCAAUCCAGGAUCAUUCGCAAUCGAGGAGUCGGAAGGGGAGCGCAGGAGGCUCUGGGCAGAGCCCGAAGCAGGAGAGAGGGUGGAAGCAUUUUCCCUCAGCCUGUCUGAUGUUGGGAAGGCCAUGGACCUGGUGGCCGCGCAUGAGAUGGCAGAUCCGGAUGCCAUCCAGGCCUUGAGGGAGCAAGUUCUGGAAUGCCCUGAGGCAGGAAGGGCCUUCGUCAAGAACUUUGCCGCUAAGACUGAACACCUGAGGAAGUUAGUCCGUCAGGAUCAGGAAUGGGUAUGGGGUGAGGAACAAGAAGAGGUGGUGGCAAAAAUGAAAAAGGAAUUUCGAGAAGGAGGGUUGGUAUUAGGAGCGCCAGAUUAUGACGCCACAGAGACGCGACCCUUAAUCGUCGAAACGGAUGCGGGACCGACUGCCUUAGGGGGAGUUCUAAUUCAGGCAGACAUGGAAGGAAAGGAAAGGCCCUUGCGAUUUGAGAGCCGGACUCUCUGUACGACGGAGAGGAACUACUCUCAGUUCAAGAGGGAGACCCUUGCUGUCCUCCACUUUCUGCAAAUCUUCCGGAACUAUAUCUUCGGCAGGAGGUUUAUUUCGAGAGUGGAUCCGACCGCCCUGACCUACUCUCUAAGGAAUUACGUUCCAUCGGAUCCGACGGUUGCCAGAUGGCUGACGUACAUCUGGAUGUUCAAUUUUGAAUUGAAACGGAUUCCUGGUAGUAAGAACUGGGCGGACAGAUUGAGUCGGAUCAACUGGGAUAAACAGGAAGGGGAGGCGGUGGAGAAUACGCCCCCAGUUGAUGGAUUUCUGGAUCAGGAAGAAGAUGUUCGUCUUCAUAUCAACAAAUGGUCGCCGCGAGUGCCCAGCUGUGUAGGCUAUCCUAUCUGGCAAGCGCCGAAAGGGUAUGAAAGGAGGAAUGAGCUAGUCCUUAAGCCCUUUGAUGAAGAAGAUCCCUGGGGCGGUAAGGAUGUUCAGUGGAUGAUGGAGCUAGCGCUGGCCAGCUCGCAUAGCCUGGUGGAGGACAUGAGAACGAUUGAGGAAGGACCUGGCCAGGUAGAACGGCAUGAGGACCUGAUGGGAGGAAUGUAUCUCCUCGUCAACACGUUAUUGCAGGAAGGCCUCGACCAGUCAGGCUCGUUGAACUCGACAGGAAAUGUGGACAAAGUGCCCGAGAGCCAGGACGACGAGUUCGAAGAGGGGGAGAUUAAGGAGGCUUUUCGUGCAGAGGAGUACGACGGGAUCUACCUAGAACUGGGGCUUCUUCUGUCAUGUGAAGUGCGGCUAAGGGAUGCAAGCGAUAGGGCUCAGAGGAUGCUGCAGCACUACUUACUAUUCCUGGACAACUUUUGGGAUCAUGCGAGGCGUAUGGGCUGGACCAUGGCCCAAACAAUCGAGGGACUGAGGGGAGUCGGCAGAUUCGAGGAGCCCGUCGCGCGGAUCCGUAGAGAGGCGACGACAAGAUCAGAGGUGGAGUGGAGGAUGCAGGAGCUGCGACCCUCGCCUGUGGGACCAGAUGGCAGGCUGAUCCGUCUAGAGAUCGGAAACAUGGCAGACUUCAUCCUUGCUUUCGAGUGGUUCAUGCAGGGGCAGGGUAUACCGAGAGAUGAGUGGGCGAGGACGCUACCACUUUGGACCAGGAAGGCGGAAAGGCCGCUGGCUAGCCAAAUCAGAGACAUGGCCCGGGACUGGGAGAGUUGCAGGGCACAUCUAAGAGAGGCCUUUCGACGGCCAGAGCCCCCCCAGCCCAGAGUCGAGAGACGUCAGAGGAGUCAGAGGUCGAGGAACCCUGAGCCCAGGGAGGUGAGACCGUCUCGGGGAGGACAGAAGGCCCUAGCCAGGAGAGAGGAGGAGCCGGAGCGGGAGCCAGAGGUUGAGGAGCGAGGGGCAUACCCUGAGUGUGGGUUGGGACUAGUGGAGUUCCAUCGUUUUAUUGAGGGUGGAUUGAGGAGGUCACCAGCACACACACGGGAGGAGCCGCCAGUGUCUGAAGGGCCGUUGAGGGAGUUAGAGACGCAUCUGGAUAUCUCUCAGUGGAGAGCGUCGCCUCAGGAUGAGAAGCAUGAAGAGAGAGUAGAAGGGGUGCCACGAGAGGAGGUACCACAAGAGGAGGUGCCACGAGAGGAGGUGCCACGUGAGGAGGUACCACGAGAGGAGGUGCCACGAGAGGAGGUGCCACGAGAGGAGGCGCAGGGUACUCAGCGAGAGAGCAGGAUGGGCGACGUGGGGAGACGUGCAGGGAAGGAAGUGAUAGAGGUUGGAGAGGAUACGCCCCCACAGGCGUCAGCGGUGGGUUUGAGACUCGGGGAUGCACCAGGGAGCACUCGUCAGGCAGAGGAGAGAUUGCGGAGAGAGGAGGUCCCACUUCCUUCAUCAGAGAGGGCUCCAUCGCCAGAGGGGAGAGCCGGCAGGAGGAGAGAAAUGGCAGUUGUAAGGAGGGAAGCCUUGACCCUGAUUGAUAGGCACCUAGCAGCUUAUGCCCUGGAGCAUCCAGACCUGGAGGAGACAGCAUCUGCAGAGCCGCGCCAAGAGCCGUACCAACCUGAGAAAGAGAUGGAAGUAGAAAUCCCGAAGAGGAUCGACCUCCGCACGAGGGAAAGGGCGCCAGCUGGAGAGACGGCUGAAGAAAAGAGGGCGAGAAAAACCAGAGGGAUAGAUGAGAUAUGGCAGGAGAGGCAGAGGUUGGAGGCAGCGGGGGAGCUUCCGGAGCAGCAGCAGGAGAGGCAGAGAUCGGAGGCAGCAGGAGCACUCCCAGGUCAGCCACCCAGCGCGCCAGCUAGGGCCCCGGAGAUUCCUGAGAUGUGGAGAGACUUCUGGGAGCAGAGAGGAGAGGAACUUCCAUCGCCAGUCAGAGUCGGGUUUGGGGUGGUCAGGAAGGCGGAAGAGAGGUUAGAUCGUAAAAUCAAGUUCCUGGCUAAGACCAAUUUUGACCGGCACUUGUUAUUGGAGGGCGAUCUGACAGGGAAGAAGAUGAAGGAAGCAAGCCAUGGAGUACGCCUGGAGGCUAUGGAGAUGGAAAUUCAGGAACUCGGGGCAUUGGUGGCCAGCCAGGCAGCUAUCAUCGAGAGCCUGAGGCAGCAAACCCAGGGAAGGGUGGACAUGCCAGAGAGCAGCAGGCAGGGAGAGCAGAGGCAGCCAGGACAGCCAUCUGCAGCAGAGCCUCGCCAGGAGCCACCUAUGGGGAGGGUUAUCCUAGAGCCAGAGGAAGCGAGAGCCCAGAGACAGGCGGGGAGAGAGGCAUUCGAGUUCAAAGCCCCUACCGAGCUCGCGACACUGCCGAUAGCAGCGGCGGGCCCAGUCGUACCUUUGGCAGUAGAGGAGGGGCUGCCACCAUCUAGCAGUGAGACGGCACAGGGCUCAGCAGAGGGGUCCAUGGGCGUGCUCCUUGAGGCGGUGCAUACUAUGUAGGAGGAGGUGAGUUUGUUUUCACCUGAGCAGAGGAUAG